Messenger RNA from Pseudoliparis swirei, 1902 nucleotides. RefSeq names its product probable G-protein coupled receptor 160. The record is from RefSeq and is a predicted model, not a curated record. The transcript is spliced from 2 exons. Lineage: Eukaryota; Metazoa; Chordata; Actinopteri; Perciformes; Liparidae. The coding region runs from base 215 to 1267 and encodes 350 amino acids. Gene Ontology annotation, cellular component: plasma membrane; signaling receptor complex.
UGACGGUGGCCUUAAGGGACAUUUCACACAACAACUCUGCCUGUUCUAAUGACAGCGACCAGAACUCGGUGAGGAGCAGCGGACCAAACACACGUCUGUGUCGCCGUCUCCAUCAGCGGCUCGUUGCAGCCUUCCCAGGAGCAUCUCCGCACUGAACUGAGCCCCGUCGGCUCAAACGUUGACAGCGUAUCAGAGACUGAGCCCCUUUCUCAGGAUGCUGGGCGUUUUAGCGCAAAAGGAUGAGACGUCCGGCAGCCAUACGGACAACAUAGACAAGUACCUGGUACUUGUGGUUCUCAAGCUGGGCCUGGACGCGACGGUCCUCUGCAUGUGCUGCCGGAAAUGGUAUACCUCCUUUUUAAGCAUGUGCAGUCUGUACAUGGUCCUGGCCGACUUUGUGAUGGUGCUUUUUUUUUCAAGCGUGUUAUUUCUUGGGCCCGAGAGCUAUCUUGGUUCACUGUGCCUCAUCUUGGCCCAUGCCUCGACGACGUAUGAAGCGCUGCCGCUGCCCAUAUUGUUCCUGGGUUUAUUGGACUACGGUUUAGAUUCAGCUACCUGCCUCGGCAAACAGAGCACCGUCUCCAAAUUCCUAAGACACACAGCUUUGGCAUUGCUGGUGUGGAUCCUAGCUGUUAUUUACUCCAUUGGGUCCGUCAAAUCUGAUUUGAUUUUUAUGGAUUUACCAGAUGGGCUAUCAGUUCUAGUGUGUGAAGUACAGGAGUCCACACUGAUUUCCUACUUCACUGUGGGGCUUUUCCUCGCAGUAAUGUGUACAAUGCUGCCCUUUUGGUCAAUGAUUCCCCAGUGGGUGAGAGAGGCCGAUCGGAUAUCUAUAGCAAGGGCAGAAUCAGAAAACCGGAGCGACUUGUUGUUCACCCCAACUAACUGCAUGGAGACAAAAGGCAUCGAGGAGAAGCCAUUGGAGGAGACCGUCUAUCCGCGCCCACCUCUAUGGUUCAGUAUAAUAUUGGGCUUUAGCCUAUUUUGGAUGCCUUAUCUCACUGUGUCUGUGGUCUGCAUAUUGCUCGGCUUUGGAGUACCGGCCUACAUCACUGUUAAUCUUCUGUGGUUGGAGUGCACCGUCAGUUUACUGAUGGGUGUGGUAUUCUGGGCAAAUAGUGGCACACAAGGACCAUACAGGCUCCCAGAGAAUGUGUGCAUGUGGCCCAUUUACUGGCAUUUGAGCAAAGGAACACAAAAGCAGCCAUUCCCUCUAGCGGUGAUCAACCCGCCACACGAGAAGAGGCACACUCUCCUCUGUGUGUAAGAGGACGAAGAGGUCCACAAUUAAACUUGAGACACGGCAGACAACGAGAACUGUGAUGUGAGAAAGUGAGUAAAGACUUGAAGCUGGCAACUAUGGUGUAAAAGUUGGGUUUGCCGCCAAGACCCAGACGCACAUAUUUCCAGCAGCAGAAGUGCUUUGGAGCAAAUAGCAAAAUGCUGCAGCCGACAGGCUGUGAUUGGACUUCAAGAUGCGUUUCUUCUUUUUUUAGCAACGUUUUGCUGAAAGCUGUGAGCAUUAAGCUAAGCUUUUGUAAAAAUGGACUAAUCACCAACAAUGUUCUACAUGUGUUUGUUUGUUAUGAAGGACCUUUUUAAGAUACUUUUAGCAUCCCUGAAGGGAAAAGUUACGUUGACUCGUGAUUUAAAUCUAUUCUUUUUUAACUUUGUUCCAAACAGGUUUCUAAAUAAAUAUCCAAAAUCCCGGUCUUUCAAUUGUGUGUGUGUGCGUGUUUUCGACUCUUUUUCAGACACCGUACAUUUGUUUAUGUUGAUACUUUGUUGUUCAUGAAUAUUUCUUUAUUGACAGAUGCUGCAUUGACUGUUCACUGUAUUUGUUAUUCUUGUUUGGGUUUUGUACUUGUUACAUGAUGAAAUUACAUAAAGAAACGAAAUGUU